Symbiodinium natans is the source of this 513-nucleotide messenger RNA. The record is from the annotation of a GenBank genome assembly. NCBI's taxonomy places the organism in Eukaryota, Dinophyceae, Suessiales, Symbiodiniaceae.
AUGCCGCGGCGGACGGAGUACGAGGCGCUGCGCCGUGUGCUGGCGGGUGCGGGCGCGCCGCCCGAAGCCAGUGCGGCCGAGCUGCGGCAGCUGGAUGAGGAGUACCAGAAGCAGCGGAAUGCAUUGGUCGUCACGCAGGACGCGGCGUGGAGCGCCGAGCAGGAGGCGGCCUAUGCUGCGGCGCAGAUCGCGCGCUUGAAGACCGGAGCGGCAGAGGCCUCUCGGCAGGCGGAGGAAGUGCAUCAGGAGCUUCAGAGGCUCGCAGAGCUCGGCGAGGAGGAGCGCCGGGAGCGGCAGCGGGCCCUGCGCGAGCGCGAGGUGGCAGACGCUGCAGAAGAGGAGACAGCCAUCGGCCAGCGCCAGCUACAGUUUGUGGUAGCCCUGGCUGUGAGCUUCCUGUCUUCCAGCAUGCAGCAGGAGGAGCUCCGUCUGGGGCGCCGGCAUCUGGAAGGCUUGCGUUCACGACUCGAGUCGACGCUUUUCGCAAGCGCCGAUCAGUGGCCUGCGCAUUGA